This is a messenger RNA of Nerophis lumbriciformis (worm pipefish), 957 nucleotides long. The record is from RefSeq and is a predicted model, not a curated record. NCBI's taxonomy places the organism in Eukaryota, Metazoa, Chordata, Actinopteri, Syngnathiformes, Syngnathidae.
AUGUCAAUGUACAGGAACGCAGUGUGGUUUAUGAAAGGACUACAAGAAUAUACCAAGAGCGGCUACGAAGCGGCCGCCAAGAGUUUUGUAGCGUCUGAUCUGGAUGUGAACGUAAGUGGCCGCUCUUUCUUGAUCACGGGCGCCAACAGCGGCCUGGGCAAAGCCACCGCGCAGGAAAUCGCUAACAGGGGGGGAGUUGUGCACAUGGUGUGUCGUAACAAGGGCAGAGCAGAAGCUGCCAAGGAGGAAAUUGUGGAGCUCAGUAAGAACCAGAAUGUUCACGUCCACAUCGUCGACAUGUCCAGCGCAAAACAAGUGUGGGAGUUUGCGCAAAGUUUCUCCCAGAGUAAUGACCUUCAUGUGCUGAUCAACAAUGCAGGCUGUAUGGUCAAUCAGCGCGAACUGACAGAAGAAGGUUUAGAGAAGAACUUUGCUACCAAUACCCUCGGCACGUACAUCCUCACCACUGCACUUAUACCAGCUUUGAAGAAGGCAAAGGAUCCCCGAGUGGUGACGGUGUCGUCGGGUGGCAUGUUAACGCAGAAACUCAACGUGGACGACCUGCAGUUUGAGAAGGGAGCCUUUGACGGCACCAUGGCCUACGCUCAGAACAAAAGGCAGCAGGUCAUACUGACCGAGAGAUGGGCCACACAGAACAAAGAUAUCCACUUUUCCUCCAUGCAUCCGGGAUGGGCCGACACACCGGCUGUGCAGUCGUCCAUGCCAUCUUUCCACGCCAAGAUGCAGAACAAACUCCGCACGGAGGCCAUGGGUGCAGACACGGUUGUGUGGCUGGCUGUAUCCGAGGCCGCUGCCAAGCAGCCCAGCGGUCUGUUCUUUCAAGAUCGGCACGCUGUGGCCACGCACCUCCCACUUGCCUGGUCCAAGUCCACCACACAGGACCAAGACAAGCUCCUUGCGACACUCCACGAAUUGGCGCUAAAGUUCAAACCUUGA